GGCCCCGACCCGCCCCGAGCGCAGCCGCUGCUCAAGAUGGCCAGAGGCAGCGCCCUCCUGCUCGCCUCCCUCCUCGUCGCCGCCGCGCUCUCAGCCACGCUGGGGCUCGGGCCUCCGGAAAAGGAAAAGAGAGGCUGGACCCUGAACAGCGCCGGCUACCUUCUCGGCCCACAUGCUGUUGACGGCCACAGAUCAUUUAACGACAAGCAUGGCCUCACAGGCAAGCGGGAACUCCAACCUGAAGACGAAGUGAAGCCAGGAAGCUUUGAGAGAUCAAUGCCUGAGAACAAUGUUGUGCGCACGAUAAUUGAAUUUCUGACUUUCUUGCAUCUCAAAGAGACCGGGGCCCUCGAUGGCCUGCCCGACCUCCCCUCGGCAGUUUCUGUGUCCUCGGAAGACACCGAGCGCGCCUGAGGGGAUGCCGUCCCUGCACGUCUGUGUGUUGUCAUUUAAAGUCAAACUUUAAGAUGUUGGAUAAUCUUAUGCCAAUUUAUGCAGAGUAAGCCCGUCCUGUUCUCUUUGCCUUGAUGCUGUGUUGUUAUAAUUUAACAUCUUUUGUAAUUAUUUUAUUUUGAGUGGCAAAAUAAAAAAUAGCAACUA
Messenger RNA from Lemur catta (Ring-tailed lemur), 600 nucleotides. RefSeq names its product galanin and GMAP prepropeptide (gene GAL). Gene Ontology annotation, molecular function: hormone activity. NCBI's taxonomy places the organism in Eukaryota, Metazoa, Chordata, Mammalia, Primates, Lemuridae. The transcript is spliced from 6 exons. The record is from RefSeq and is a predicted model, not a curated record. Bases 37 to 414 code for a protein of 125 amino acids. Gene Ontology annotation, cellular component: extracellular region.